Triplophysa rosa is the source of this 1117-nucleotide messenger RNA. RefSeq names its product L-rhamnose-binding lectin CSL3-like. Bases 30 to 677 code for a protein of 215 amino acids. The transcript is spliced from 9 exons. Lineage: Eukaryota; Metazoa; Chordata; Actinopteri; Cypriniformes; Nemacheilidae. Gene Ontology annotation, molecular function: carbohydrate binding. The record is from RefSeq and is a predicted model, not a curated record.
GCAUCUAUUCAUCCAUCUGCACAUUCAACAUGCUACAAGAGCUAACCUUCAUUACCUGUGUUGGUAUUGAAAUUUUGCACCACAUCGCCGGUGAGGGAACUAUUGCCAAUCCCAGCUGUGACCAAGGUAACAUUAAAGUGAUCGCAUCCAAUUAUGGCCGUACAAAUAAAACAGCCUGCCCAGGAGGCUAUAAAGGACAACCCCAGCUUGAUAUUGACAACUGCUUAUAUGAUGUCACCAGUACUUUGGCCAAAACAUGUGACAGAAAAAACAGUUGUUCUAAUGAAGUGAGCAACGGCAUAUUCAAAGACGCGUGCCCUGGAUUUUACAAAUAUCUGAACGUUUCCUAUAUCUGUUUAAAAACACAGGAGCCACUCGACUGUGGAGGAAUCGCAUGUAACGUAUUUACAAUCUGUCAAUAUGAGAAGAAAGCCAUCCGCUGUGAUGGUCAAAAAAUUUCCGUCGUCUAUGCUAACUAUGGAAGGACAGAUCCAUUGACUUGCCCUCAUUCUAACGCUACUCUCACAUCCUCCCUGUGCUUCUCAGACCAGACCAAGACCGUGCAACUUCUGUGUAAAAAAAAAGAAGAAUGCAAACUGUAUGUUUCAAGUUUAACUUACCUCGAUCAGUGCCCUGGUGUCCACAAAUAUUUGGCGGUGUAUUACAUUUGCACAUAGAAGCAAAGUCUGACUGCACGGCCAAUGAAAUCAGCUACACAUCAGAAAACAUAUCUAUUACUGUGACCUUCUAUUGAGUGGGGUGAAAAUCUUCUGCUUCAUUUAUUUACCAUGAGAUAAUUAUUUAGCCUGCUUUCUUCAUGAGAUUUAACAAAAAAUGCAACGUAAUAAUAAUUCAUAUUAAUGUAUAUAUUUAUUUCAGUAAUUAGUUUGGACAAUGUUACAAGAUCAUUAAAUUAUUGAAUGCUAGAAAAACAACAUGCAGUAUAAUUGUAGUAUUUGAACUGCUGGAUAAUUAAUAAGGUGAAAAUAUGAUUUUAUGUUAAUUGAACUAUUGCCAAAUACAUACUUUUAUGCUUUGUAUUUGUAUCCUAAAGUGGGUGUUAGGAGAUUUAUUCUAUAUCUGGGAUUAAGAACUAUGUCUGUUGAAUAAACUACUU